Messenger RNA from Haemonchus placei, 693 nucleotides. Lineage: Eukaryota; Metazoa; Nematoda; Chromadorea; Rhabditida; Trichostrongylidae. The record is from the annotation of a GenBank genome assembly.
AUGCAACACUGCCCAUUUGACAAUGUGACAGACACACCAGAGAGUUUGCAGUCAUCGUGCUGCCUGGACUACGAGACCUCCAUCGACUUCUUCUACAGAUCCGUGCAGGCUCUCCACGUCGUCACUGGCGUGCUUGGCCUUUACUUUUCCCUUUAUUACAUCAUCAAGUAUUCUUCAAAGCAUUUCCUACCACAAAACACAAAGGUUAGAUUUUAUCGCGUAUUGCGCAGUUCAUUCUUUACAGAAGGGGUUGAUGACUGUUUACUUCAGGUUUUACACUUGGUGCAAUCCUUUCAUGCAACCGAGGACGAUCCUUGUAGCGUGCGGAAUACGGUCUCGUUUUGCGCCCCGUUCCGAUACGCAUUCGCCUUUUGUAUGUUCAUCUUGGUCCUCAGUCAGUACUUCAUGUACGUCGAUCGACUCAUAGACAACUUAUAUGUAUCGUACAAAUCUGCUCAGAACUACAUCCUCGCUACACUGCUCAUAAUUGAGUUCCCAUUGGCCAUCCUCACCGUUCUGUAUGUUUUUCGAGAUGCAGUAUCCACAGAACAGCUACUAUCGUGCCUAAAUGUGCCCCUGUCGUCAAUGGUCGAUGUCAGCAUCGCCACCGCCGCUCUGCUGCCAGUGAACUGCAUUUGCCUCAUUAUGUCUGUACUUCUUUUCCAAACGCAUCAACGUAAAAUCACACUGUGA